AUGUCUGUGUUCAACUCUUGCUUUCAGAUGUUUACGGAUAAUCCUGCUGAUGUCUAUGGAAUUUGUGAUGAAGGGACGAUGGUGUCCUCGACUAUGGAUAUUUUGCAAUUUAACAGGAGUUUGGUUGAAGUUUCUUGUGGACAGAAUGACUCUUCGAUCUGUACAGAGGGGUAUUCUUCUGUCAUAGAUCAUGCGUUCUAUCAGGAACAACAGGAGGUUUGGAAUGUGAAUGGUUAUACACACUUGAGUCCAACAGAAGAGUUUCACAGCACACAGAAUGGACAGAUACAAGGAGAAAGGUUUAUGUUCAACAGUUCAGACACGGAUAGAUCCAGUCUGAACACAAACCGGUCACGGUUUACCUGCCGGUGGCUGGAGCGAUCUGCAGGUGCUCCACAGUGCUGUAAGAAAACCUUCUGCACAAUAAAGGAGCUCAACUAUCAUCUGACAGCGGAGCAUGUUAAUCUGUCAGGACAAUCCAGUUAUGUUUGUUUGUGGGAAGACUGUUCUCGUCAAAGGAAUCCAUUCAAGGCCAAGUACAAACUGAUCAAUCACCUAAGAGUGCACACGGGAGAAAAGCCCUUUCAGUGCUCGUUCGGAUGUGGAAGAGCAUUUGCACGGGCGGAAAACCUGAAAAUUCAUGAAAGGACACAUACAGUGAGUGAUUGCAGGAGAUAUUCUGGGCAGAUUCUGAAGCUCUGCUCUUCAUCAGAAUCCCUCAGUAGGUGCCGAGUGAAGAGCACCCGGUCAUAUCAAACUCAUGUACUUAUUAAUACAGAGGCUGCAGACUGCAUGAUGGGAAUACAUGUGAGCAGCAGCCAAAACAUGACAGUCCUCAAAAGAGUGACAGCAGAGGGCAAAGGUUAG
Cyprinus carpio (common carp) is the source of this 867-nucleotide messenger RNA. RefSeq names its product pair-rule protein odd-paired. Gene Ontology annotation, biological process: regulation of transcription by RNA polymerase II. The transcript is spliced from 4 exons. The record is from RefSeq and is a predicted model, not a curated record. Lineage: Eukaryota; Metazoa; Chordata; Actinopteri; Cypriniformes; Cyprinidae. Gene Ontology annotation, molecular function: RNA polymerase II cis-regulatory region sequence-specific DNA binding; DNA-binding transcription factor activity, RNA polymerase II-specific. Gene Ontology annotation, cellular component: nucleus. The coding region runs from base 1 to 867 and encodes 288 amino acids.